AAGUCAGGAUAUGACAUCAUCUAUGGGAAGAGAAGCCAAACAACUUUUCUGUCUUCCCUGUGUUGUAUGUGCUGUACUGGGAGAAGUCAGUCUCUGUUGUCGGGCGGUAAAAAGGGACUGAGGAGCGAGAGGGGGCACAGCAGCCGGAGCGGUCCCCCACAGGGAGUUUAAAGUGUGCCAGUGCCUCAGAAUCCAAAGUCGUAGAAGAUCAGCCAGAGAGAAGCCAAAUCAUUUGAUAAAAGCAUUAAAGCGCCUGACAGAAGUGGAUCCAGGUUCUACGCUAUCUUUUAUUCUGGAUAGCUCGACUCUGCAAAGGCAAUGGCAUUGUGUCUUGGACAAGUGUUCAGCAAAGACAAAACGUUUAGGCCUCGAAAACGUUUCGAACCGGGCACUCAGCGCUUUGAGCUCCACAAGAAGGCCCAGGCCUCACUCAAGUCCGGCUUGGACCUGAGGAAGGUGGUUCAGCUGCCCGAGGGUGAGAAUAUUAACGACUGGAUCGCAGUACAUGUGGUGGAUUUCUUCAACAGGAUCAACCUCAUCUACGGUACAGUGAGUGAGUACUGCACCGAACGGACCUGCCCCAUCAUGUCUGGGGGUCUGAGGUACGAGUACAGGUGGCAGGACGGACAAGACUACAAGAAACCCACCAAGCUUCCUGCUCUCACAUACAUGAACCUGAUGAUGGACUGGAUUGAGUCUCUCAUCAAUAACGAGAACAUCUUUCCCACCAGAGUCGGUGUUCCCUUCCCAAAGAACUUCCGGCAGGUCUGCAAAAAGAUCCUGAGCCGCCUUUUCAGGGUGUUUGUACAUGUUUACAUCCAUCACUUCGACAGCAUCUGCAGCAUGGGCGCUGAAGCUCACAUCAACACCUGCUACAAGCACUAUUAUUUUUUCAUUUCAGAAUUCAACCUCAUUGAUCACUCUGAACUGGAGCCGCUGAAAGAGAUGACAGAGAAAAUAUGUCACUAAACAGUUUUUCAAAGAUGGAAAGUUUCAUCGCACCAUGAGCCCUUUGAACCACCACUAGCAGAACUGUUGCACAACUUCUUUAUGUAUCGUUGGGAUUACUUGUAAUGCAAGCUUGUAUCCAUUCUGUUUCGUUGGUGCUGUGUUGUCAGUUUAUUUGGCCUUUUAUUUUCUCGGGGGAUUUUCCCGCUGCGCAUGUUAUGUUUAAUGUCUUGUAACGUUUUUUUUUUUUUCUUUUUUUUGCA
Messenger RNA from Synchiropus splendidus (mandarinfish), 1211 nucleotides. RefSeq names its product MOB kinase activator 3C (gene mob3c). Gene Ontology annotation, biological process: signal transduction; positive regulation of protein phosphorylation. NCBI's taxonomy places the organism in Eukaryota, Metazoa, Chordata, Actinopteri, Syngnathiformes, Callionymidae. Gene Ontology annotation, molecular function: protein kinase activator activity. Bases 319 to 969 code for a protein of 216 amino acids. Gene Ontology annotation, cellular component: nucleus; cytoplasm. The record is from RefSeq and is a predicted model, not a curated record. The transcript is spliced from 4 exons.